AUGGCUCAAGCUCGGGUUACCGAUUAUUUUGCACAGAGUAAGAAGGGUGGCGUCGUUCGGUCUUUACGGUCCAAGGGACAGAAAGUAUCGGAAGACGCUGUGGAGUCAGCGGUGAUUGCUAAACCAAAGACACCGUCCAGAUCUGCACGCUCCUCACGUAAAACGACGCGCGAUCUCGCCACACCAGAGCCGCAGAAACAUGUUCAACAGGAGUUCCUGAAAGUCAUUGAUGAGGCUUUAUCGGCACAAACAGCCACCGCGACUGACUUUCGAGAUGCGAGUAACGAGGGUUUAACUGCGAGUCCCAGAACUCCUAAACGGACGGCGGCGGAGUUUGAUGUGUGUUCGGUGCUGUUCCCGUCCACAGCCGAGCAGCACAGCAGCGCCAAGAAGCGCGCGAGGGUCAGAGCUUCACCAGAGGAGCCCGCGGUUCACAAGACCGCGAGGAAGAAGCUCGAGCUUCUCCCCAAUCACCACAAACAACAGGGCAUUGAGCCCUUGGCCAACAGCACCUCUCAGGCACCUCCUCACACUGCCAGCAAAGAGCCUAAAAAUACUGUUGAUCAUAAUUCUAAUAGUUCACCUGUAAACAAAACGAAUGGAGACGAUAAGCUCAAGCAGACAACCAGGAGCCAGAAAACAUUUACAAGAGAAGAUGUGGCAGCGUUGAAGUCCAAGCUGCAAAGACUGAAAGGACAGUCCAACACUGCGACAAAUCCCUCACCUGCCCCCGUGUCAACACUAGUGGAGCUGAAAUCGAGGCUCGAUGUGGCCCGGGAGAUCUCAGCCAAAGUUCAGCAAAAAAAGGCUGAGCGAGUUGCAGAGGAUGCUGAAGUUACUGAGGCACAGGCUGUGCCUGAAGCCAGGGGAAGAGAGAAGCUCCCAGCUUAUCAGCGCUAUCACACCUUAGCUCAGGACGUGCCCCCUGGUCUUACCCUGCCCUACCAUUACAAAGUUCUCGCUGAGAUGUUCCGCAGCACGGACACUAUAGUCGGGAUGCUGUUCAACCGCUCCGAGACGGUCACUUUUGCCAAAAUCAAGCAAGGGGUCCAAGACAUGAUGCACAAGCGUUUUGAAGAGAGCCAUCUGGGGCAGAUAAAGGCUGUGUACCCUUCUGCCUAUACUUUUCGUCAGGAGACCAACGUUCCCUCUUUCAGUGCUACUGCCAAAAGGUCCAGCUAUCAGCUUACAGUGGAGCCGGUCAUUCACGAAGAAUUUAACGGAACUCGUCCAGUGUUAUCGGCCUCUCGUGUUUUGGAAAGAAGAAACAUAUUUCACCAAAAUCUGGUUGAAAUUGUGAAGGGACACCACAAGGUGUUCCUGGCUUCCCUAAACCCUCCCAUUGUUGUUCCUGAUGACAAACUGACCCGCUGGCACCCGAGAUUCAAUGUGGAUGAGGUUCCCAACAUCAAGCCAAGUGAUUUACCUCAACCUCCCCAAACAGAGAAACUGACCUCAGCGCAGGAAGUGUUGGACAAAGCUCGUGCUCUCAUGACACCAAAGAUGGAGAAAGCCUUGGCGAACAUGGCCUUGAAAACAGCAGAAGCUGCAUGUGCUAAAGAGCCAGAGACCUUCACUAAACCAGUUGCCACACCGACAGAAACCCCCAGUGCCCUUAAAGGAGUUUCUCAGUCACUGCUGGAGAGGAUUCGUGCCAAAGAGGCUCAGAAACUGCAAGCUGCCAUGACACGGAACCCACAGCAGGAGGAGCGCCUGUCCAUGAUGUCUCGGCUGCCAGAGUUGUCCAGGAUCUUGCGAAAUGUAUUUGUAGCAGAGAAAAAGCCAGCCCUCAUCAUGGAGCUCGUCUGCAACCGCAUGAGCGCUAGCUACAGAUCUCCUCUCAGUUCUGAUGAAAUGGAGAGACAUCUUCGCCUGCUGGCUGAGUUGACACCUGCCUGGCUAACAGUACAUCCAAUCAGGAAGGAUGUGUACCUGAAGCUGAACAAGACCAUGGAUCUGAACAUUGUGCUGGACAAACUGAACCAAAAGAUGAAGGAAGAGGAGCGUAUUUGAGGAAAUUCAAACGAGACUGUUGAGAGAAUACAAUGUGCAAUAUUUUAUUAUGGAUCUUAACAUUGAGAUGACAUGAUUGCGUGUUAAUUUGUUCAGUCCGUUUUGCAUUUUACAAGACUUUCAAGUCUGGCGGUCACUGUGUUUUUAACUGCUGUAAUUUUUGCAUUGUAGCACAAUAAUUGUUCAUAAAUGUAGACAUUCAAAAAGUAAUUUGUAUAAAGUAGUUGUACCCAAGUUUGGCUUAUUUGGUAACUUAAACCUUAAGGUUCAGCUAGUUAAUGUGCCCCAAUUAAAUUACAAUAAACAAGUUCAUGCAAGCAA
Carassius auratus (goldfish) is the source of this 2334-nucleotide messenger RNA. It is a transcript of the gene cdt1, whose product is annotated as chromatin licensing and DNA replication factor 1. The transcript has 10 exons. NCBI's taxonomy places the organism in Eukaryota, Metazoa, Chordata, Actinopteri, Cypriniformes, Cyprinidae. The record is from RefSeq and is a predicted model, not a curated record. Gene Ontology annotation, biological process: regulation of DNA-templated DNA replication initiation; DNA replication checkpoint signaling; DNA replication preinitiation complex assembly. Gene Ontology annotation, cellular component: nucleus. Bases 1 to 2013 code for a protein of 670 amino acids. Gene Ontology annotation, molecular function: DNA polymerase binding; DNA binding.